AUGGCGGCAUCAAGCACUGCUCCCUACGCCCAGGCCGUGAUCAUUCCAUCGCUUUCUAUCCUAUGCAUGCUGCUGACCAUCCCUCCCUUGAUCUUGCAUUGGAAAAAUAAGAAUUUUCCGGUCGUUUCCCUCAUAUGCUGGCUCCUGUGUCUCAACUUGUUCAAUGUUAUCAACGCAUUUAUAUGGCCGAAUGAUGACAUGGAUAGUUGGUGGAGUGGCGCCGGCCUUUGUGAUGUGGAAGUCAAGGUGAUGAUUGCCAGCUAUGUUGCGGUGCCUGGAAAUUUGGUCUGCAUCUUCCGCACUCUAGCCAGCAUGAUUGAUACUAGACGUGCAAUGCUUGUCCCGAGCAAGCAGCAACGGUGGUGGAAUUUCGGCAUAGAUAUGCUAUUUUGUGUGAUCGUGCCCGUUGUGGCAAUGGCUACACAUAUAGUCUACCAGGCGAACCGAUACAUUCUGGUUGGCAUCUCGGGCUGCGUUAAUAGCUUUGAUGAAAGUUGGGUGAGCCUCAUACUGGCAUGGAUCUGGCCUCUAUUAAUCUGCCUUAUGGCUGGCUAUUAUUGCAGCCUUGUGGUUUAUCGUCUUCAGAGAUACCGGAACCAAUUUGGUGACAUCCUACAAGCAUCAAACAGUAACUUGAACAAAUCUAGAUUCAUGCGGCUAUUCAUCCUUUCCUUCAUUGUGCUCCUGGCUAUCCUGCCGGUCCAAACAUACGUUGUCUACAAGAACAUCGAACUUUCACUACCGUGGCACUCUUACUCAUGGAGUGUGGCACACGGACCACAUUGGAAUAAAAUCCAGAAGAUACCUUCAGGUGGUGAAGCCUUUUUCGAUCGCUGGUUUCCAGUGGCCUCUGGAUUCAUGUUGUUCAUCCUCUUCGGGUGCGGCAGAGACGCUUCUAGGAUAACUCGUGCAGAGAACCCUGCUACUGCGAAUAGUAUCGACAGGACCUUUGAUGACAUUGAGAAGGGCAGAGUCUCUUGGCCGAAACCCCAGCAAGGACAGAGCAUGUCUUGGCUUAAGCAUCCUUGGUCUCUUUUGCACCGUCCACUUCACCGCUCGUCUACUUCUAGUGGCGAGAGAAUCUUAUCCCAGCCGAACCUCUCUGCUCCGUCAAAUACAGUUUCCGCUAAUGCAUGGGCGGGCUCCAGCCAAAGCCGGGGCAGUAGUGAUCUUACUUAUAUGCCUGGAAGAGAGGCAUUUAUCCGAGUUAAACGCGACAUCAGCCAGGAUAGCGAAUUGCGAGCAUGA
Molecule: messenger RNA, 1248 nt
Organism: Aspergillus bombycis
Lineage: Eukaryota; Fungi; Ascomycota; Eurotiomycetes; Eurotiales; Aspergillaceae
Product: pheromone receptor
Exons: 3
Coding region: 1-1248 (415 amino acids)
Biological process (GO): G protein-coupled receptor signaling pathway
Cellular component (GO): membrane
Molecular function (GO): mating-type factor pheromone receptor activity
Source: RefSeq, a predicted model, not a curated record